Ostertagia ostertagi is the source of this 441-nucleotide messenger RNA. The record is from the annotation of a GenBank genome assembly. NCBI's taxonomy places the organism in Eukaryota, Metazoa, Nematoda, Chromadorea, Rhabditida, Trichostrongylidae.
AGUAGCGGGGAGGGUACGGACUCUGAGACCAACGAAGGAGAUGCGACACAGAAAGGGAUCGACUAUCAAAGUCCUUACGUGGUUUGUCAACUUUGCAAAAAAGUGAUUAUGGCGUCGAGGUUUUCAAAUCUGUCGAAUCAUGCUCGUCGACACUCGGUUAUCAAAAAAUUCAAAUGCGUCUAUUGUGAUCUUCAGCAUAACGAGCACGCAAAGAUACGUACCCAUAUGGCUAACAUGCACGCUGAUCGUUCAUCGAUGGCCAUAGACAACAGUUGGCGGAUGAAAAAAGUGUGGGAAUUCUUAUUACAGAAAUGUUUUCCUCACUACACGCCCAACAAUGAACCUCAGCCUGUAGUCGCGGAAAACGAUUUGGUAUUGCCGCCCAGCCCAGGGAGCGGCACGUUUGCCUGCGGGAUUUGCGGCUAUCAUGGAGUUGAUCAG